Sphaerodactylus townsendi is the source of this 3501-nucleotide messenger RNA. RefSeq names its product deleted in malignant brain tumors 1 protein. The transcript has 48 exons. Gene Ontology annotation, cellular component: cell surface; membrane. The coding region runs from base 75 to 3053 and encodes 992 amino acids. Lineage: Eukaryota; Metazoa; Chordata; Lepidosauria; Squamata; Sphaerodactylidae. The record is from RefSeq and is a predicted model, not a curated record.
GGCACACCCCUUCAGAACCUUUAUAGCAUAUAUUCUGAGGCAUAUUUCAUUAGCUUUACAGAUAAUCCAGGAAAAUGCUGAUUUUUACUGCGUUAUUACUGGUGUUUGUAGGAUCUCUAUGUUCAUCAGGACAUUAUCCUUGUGGUGGUCUUCUUACAUAUUCCCGUGGAUCAUUUCACAGCCCAAAUUAUCCUGGAAACUAUCACAACAAUGAACAUUGUGUAUGGAAUAUAAGAACUCCAAGCAGAUCACGUAUAAACCUAACAUUGAUGGAUAUUCAAACCGAAUGCUAUUAUGACGAAGUUGAAAUCUAUGAUGGGGACCAAAACUCCCGUUCUCUUGGAAGAUAUUGUAAUGGUGCCCCUCUAACAUUUGUAUCAUCUUCAAAUGCCCUAACAGUAAAUUUUUCCAGUGACGCAAGUGUCAUAGGCAAGGGCUUUAAUGCUGACUACUCAACAUUAUAUGAGCCACAUGAGGGAACACCUUUUAUAACCGCAACAGAGACAAGUCGUCUUCCUACAACUGAGUUAACAACCCCAUUACCUUCAACUGAAACAACAUUCCCUGGACCUAUAAUUGGAUUUACAACGUAUCGACCUACAACUGAAACAACAACCGCUACAACUGAGGAAACACUUUCUACAACUGCAACAGAGUCAAUAACUCGUCUACCUACAACUGAGUUAACAACCCCCGUACCUACAACUGAUGCACCAAGUCCUCCAUCAACAACAGAGAGAACAACUCGUCUACCUACAACUGAGUUGACAACCCCCGUACCUACAACUGAUGCAACAACUCCUCCACCUACAACAGAGAGAACAACUCGUCUACCUACAACUGAGUUAACACCCCCCGUACCUACAACUGAUGCAACAACUCCUCCACCUACAACAGAUGCACCAAGUCCUCCAUCUACAACAGAAACAACAACUCGUCUACCUACAACAGAGUUAACACCCCCCGUACCUACAACUGAUGCAACAACUCCUCCACUUACACCAGAGACAAGUCGUCCUCCUACAACUGAGUUGACAACAAUCUCGCAUUCUACAACUGAUGCAACAACUCCUCCACUUACACCAGAGACAAGUCGUCCUCCUACAACUGAGUUGACAACACCCGUACCUACAACUGAUGCAACAACUCCUCCACCUACAACAGAGUCGACAACCCCCGUACCUACAACUGAUGCAACAACUCCUCCACCUACAACAGAGUCGACAACCCCACUAUCUACAACUGAUGCACCAAGUCCUCCAUCUACAACAGAGACAACAACUCGUCUACCUACAACUGAGUUAACAACCUCACUACCUACAACUGUUGCAACAACUCGUCCACCUACAACAGAGUCAACAACUCAUCUACCUACAACUGAAUCAACCACAACGUCUUCCUUUUUGCCAGAAUCAACCACAACUUCUUCCUUUUUGCCAGAAUCAACCACAACUUCUUCCUUUUUGCCAGAAUCAACCACAACUUCUUCCUUUUUGCCAGAAUCAACCACAACUUCUUCCCUUUUGCCAGAAUCAACCACAACUUCUUCCUUUUUGCCAGAAUCAACCACAACUUCUUCCCUUUUGCCAGAAUCAACCACAACUUCUUCCUUUUUGCCAGAAUCAACCACACCUUCUUCCCUUUUGCCAGAAUCAACCACAACUUCUUCCUUUUUGCCAGAAUCAACCACACCUUCUUCCCUUUUGCCAGAAUCAACCACAACUUCUUCCUUUUUGCCAGAAUCAACCACAACUUCUUCCUUUUUGCCAGAAUCAACCACAGGGGAACAUAAAGAACCCAGCCCAACUCCCUCAGAAUCAUCUUCGUCUGAAGAAAGCAGUUCCUCUGAGUCCUUAAAUGCUCCUUAUUCUGUUCCCAGGGAAGGUUCCUUGAGACUAAUGAAUGGUCGCAACAAAUGCGAAGGUCGCGUUGAAAUUUACCACGAUGGCAUGUGGGGAACAGUCUGUGACGAUGGUUGGGACAUGAAAGAUGCACAGGUUGUGUGCAAACAGCUUGGAUGUGGAUCGGCGCAAUCAGCACCUAUAUAUGCCAAUUUUGGUCAAGGUGCAGGACCUAUUAUGUUGGAUAAUGUCCACUGCGCAGGGAAUGAAACUUACUUGUUUCAGUGUAAUCACUUACCUUGGCGUUCACAUAACUGCGGUCAUCAUGAAGAUGCCAGUGUCAUCUGUCAAGAUAAGAUAAAGACAACAGCCGGAUCUUUUACAAAACUCACAUGUUCUGGAGGAUUCAUGCAUGCACGCAUCAAGAGAGUCUAUAUGCAGUCACUGGGCUACAGAGCAUGGGAUUUGCAUCUGAAACAAUCGGACUUUUCCUGUACACGUGAAAUUACUUCAGACUACAUUAACUUCAAGAUACCAUUUCAUGGUUGUGGUACAGUAAGACAAGAGAAGGGUAAUGACACUAUGAUCUAUUCCAACGUAAUCAUGACAUCUCCCUCUGGUUACAUCAUUACAAGGGACCCAGACUUUGAAUAUCAUGUUUCAUGUACAAUGAAUAAGGACAUAGUUCUUGAGACAGAGUUUGUUGCCAAGAAUCCCAUUGACAUUACCAAAGGAGAGCAAGGACAUUAUGACGUCUUUAUGUCAUUCUUUAAAUCAUCAAAUUAUAGCACACCAAUUCACAGCCAUCCAUACAUGGUUCGGCUCAACCAGAAUGUAUUUGUUCAAGCCACUCUAAACAGUUCUGAUCCAUUGUUGCAACUAUUUAUUGACACAUGUGAAGCAUCUCCAGAUCGCAGUGACUUCAACACCUUGUCCUAUGACUUGAUCAGAUCAGGAUGUGUACGGGAUCAUACCUAUCAAACUGUGAAUUCUUCAAAUCCCAAUAUUGCUCGCUUUAAAUUUAAGACCUUCAAAUUUCUUGAACACCACAAUGAAGUUUACUUGAAAUGUCACAUGAUAGUAUGCAGAUUACAUGAUGAUUCAUCCCGUUGCAACAAGGGGUGCUCACGCAGAAAAAGGAGAGAUGUAGGUGCACUCCAGAACCAGGUGGAUGUAACUUUCGGACCAAUCAAGCUUCAAAAAGAAGACUGAAAAUAUGCCACCUUGGUGACCCUUAUGAGAAUAGAAAGAACUGGAGAAGCAUGCAACUGACACAAGAGGCGUAGCCAUCAGUUCAAUUCUGGUUACUACUGUUCCUUUGGUAGUAUUGUCUUUGUUCUAUCUGGCUUUCUUCUGAGCAGUAAAUUAAUGCUGCCUGUCUUUUGGAUCUUAAAAUAUAAUUAGAUUUAAGUGUUCAACGUUACAUACGCUAAUCAGAUACUGGUGGUGAUCAUGUGGCAAACUCCUAUGGUUUAUACAUCUCUCAGUAAGAACAAAUAUUGAAUGACCCUUUACAAUAGUUAGCCUUGUUCCAGCUGGGAUUAUUUCCAGUGUUGUGAGUUUGAUAUACUUCUUUGACUAGCAUGCAAUGCCUGCCAGAAAUGGGAGACAUGUAUUUUGAUUUCAAUUAAUUUGCAAUAAAAUUUCUCUAUACUUUCAA